AUGUUGACGCUCAUCACAGCUCGCAAGGCCAUCUACAACGCGGAUGCAGAUCAGAUCAGCCUCAAGCAGUGGGUGGCUCCACUACUAGCUGCCGGCGACGCAGGUGCAAUCAAGGACCCGCAGCUGGAGGCGCCGGACGACUUGGUGCUGCGCAUGGCCCGCCUGGCCCUGCGCUGCACCGCCAUGCCCACCGCCUCGCGCCCCUCCAUCAGCCGCGUGCUCGGCGAGCUGCUCGUCAUGAAGGAGGAGUUUCUCGGGCAGGACGAGGACCGCAUGGCGGUGCGCAUUGACCGCGAGCUCGAGAGCUCCGAGAAUGUCAACCUCAGCAUGGAGAUUGCACGUGCCCAGGGAGCAAGGAGCAGCGGAGGAAUCUCGAGCAGCUCACUAGGAUGCCUCAAGAGCCGCCCGCUUUCGGUUCCCGCUCCCGUGCGCACAUGCCUUCUCACGUCUCUCCGUCUUCCUCCUGCCCCCGUUGCUGCGAUUUCCAACAACAAAUCGGCUGACGACGCGGACUGCAGGCUUGCACAUGGAAAAACUAAAGAAACCGCCGCCGCGAGCCAUUUUAUGAAGCCUGUUAUCAUCGCGACCGCGCCUCUUGGCGCGCUCCUGCUGACAUCCGGCCCUGCGUCCGCGUUUUCGGGAAGCCACGCGUACGGUAGUCUUGGACAAGGCGAACUAGGCUGGUCCGAGUCGCUCCAGACCAAUGCUGGAGGAGGAGGCGGUGGCGGACAGGGCGGCAACGGCGGCGGCGGCGGCGGCGGCGGGAGUGGUGGUCCAGGAGGAGCGCAACAACCUGGAAACGACUCGCCGUAUUCCAACGCUGACGUGGAUGAAGAUGAUGAUGAUGUGGACGAGGCAGACAACCCGGACGGCAUUUCCGAACCGGUGAGCCCAGUCGGCAAGAACGCUAGCGCCGUUCGCGUCGCGGCUGCCGAUGCUGUUGCGAGGGAUGCUUCUGGCGGCAAAGCGCCAACAGAAAGCCGCGACCCGGCGUGGCGAGAGUUUCCCAAGCGCCGAUCCAGCAGCCGCCGACGCCACGGCGCAAGCGGGAACGUCGGCGCCGGUGCCACGCUGCUGAACACUUAUCCCCCUGACGUGCUCUUCGCGUCGCUCUCAGCCGUCGCCGGCUCCGCUGGCCUUGCCGGCGCCGGCGCCGGCGGCGACGACAGCGCUACUGCGGCCAGCGCCGGAGGGGGAAGUAGCAGCUCCGCGGGCGGCUUGAGCAGCGGAACGAUCAGCAGCAGGCGGAGGCGGCCGGACGACGAGCGCAUGCGUCGCGCAGACGGCAUGUUUGAUUGGAUGGCGGGGCUGCUGCACUCAUUGCUCGCGUCGCGCCUCGACGGCAUGCAAGACCGCGUGGACCGGCAAGCGCUGAUGGCGGAAACGGCGGACCUCGUCGUACAGAUACUCGACAAGCGAUCCGCGGACGACGCCUUUGCGCACCGGUCGGAAGUAAGCGCGCUCCGCCGGCUGCAGCGCGAGGCGUUUCAGGACCUUCUGCGCGUGAAGGACCGCCUCCACCGCCUCGAGUUCCUCUCCGGAGUGCGCCAGUCCCCCGACGGCCGCUCCCCGCGCCCCUCCGCGGGGUCCGUGUAUUCUGCCUCCGCCGCAGCCUUCGGCGCGACCGCGGGCGCGUUUGGCACGGGGAUUGCUGGGAUCGGCGAGGAGAGCGGCGUGUGGGGCGGGCUCGGUGCGGGCGCGGGGAGCGUGCUGGGGGGAGCGGGUCGGACGCGCCUGCACGGGGAGAUCGCGGCGGGCGGGGCGUUCGUUCCGACGGAGGGCGCGCGCAGCCACAGCACGCGCGCGGCGCUGGAACAAGCGGGCAUGCGAUCGGGACUGACAGUGAAAUUCAGAUUCGAUACGACCUGUCGCGACGACGAUCUCCUGUCGACAGAGCUGACGGCCGGCCUAGGAGAAGACAGCAGCAGCUUCAUGCUGGGCGGCCCCGUUAACAUUCAUAAGAUCCUCUAUAGUACUAAGUUAUGCGACGGCGUGCAGCUCGCCGUGGCGCCUUUAGGAGCCGUUGGAUCGGACAUGGCGGAAGGCAUGAACCCGCUCAAGGACCAGGGCCUCACGCGCUUCUCGUCCGGCGGAAUCUCCCUGCACCGCCGCGCAAGGGGCUCCGCGCUCGCGUUCUCGCUGCGCAACUCCGCCGCGUCGUUCACCGCCGCGCAGUUCCUCUCCGGCUGGGGGGUUUCGCAGGACCCCGAGGGGGAAUCCGCGGGGCUCUGCGCAUCGUCACUGGCGCAACUGUCCCUCCAGCCCCAAGACAACGUCGUCCUAUCUAUGUCCGCGCUCAACCGCCUCUGGCCUUCCCCGCCGCUUCCCUCCGCCACGGGGCUCCACUGGAGCGAGAUGGGCCCGCUCGUGGUGCCGAAGCUGCUGCCGUGGUUCGGCAAGCUGAAGAAGGCAGGCUCGGGGCGAAGCGCGGGGAGCGGGGACGCGAGCUCUGGGAUGGGCGGAGCGGAGAGCAGCAGCGGGGUGGUGGGGCAGGAGCUGUGGCUUCCGCCGGAUCAGGAGCCCGCGACCAUGGUGCAGUCGGUGGCGGUGUCGGGCGCGGUGCAGCUCGGUGCAGCGACUAUUGCGGCGUGGGCGCAGGCGGAGAACGGGGACUGCCUGGACGAGGACGCGCGGAGGAAGCUGCAGUGGUCCGUGUCACUGCUGGUGCAGGGGAAGGGCAGGGCGGAGGACGAGGCGGGGAACGGGGGAAGCAGUGCGAAUAGGACGGGCGGGAAAGCCGGUGCGGGGAAGGGUAAGAAGGGGAAAUGGACGGACAGGAUUUCGCUGGGAGCGUGCAUCGGGGGCACGCAGCCAGAUGCGUUUUUCCUGGGAGGUGGCGCGGAGUCGAGCAGCACGGGGAUGGUGGCGGGGGAGAGCGGGGAGGGGAACGAGGGGGGCGCGGCGGGCGCAGGGCAGGUGCAGGCGGAGGCGUUUAUGCGUGUGAAAGAGGACCUACGAAACUAG
Messenger RNA from Closterium sp. Yama58-4, 2964 nucleotides. The record is from the annotation of a GenBank genome assembly. NCBI's taxonomy places the organism in Eukaryota, Viridiplantae, Streptophyta, Zygnematophyceae, Desmidiales, Closteriaceae.